Messenger RNA from Drosophila ananassae, 2735 nucleotides. RefSeq names its product ceramide synthase. Gene Ontology annotation, biological process: lipid homeostasis. Gene Ontology annotation, cellular component: endoplasmic reticulum; membrane. Bases 366 to 1610 code for a protein of 414 amino acids. The transcript has 4 exons. The record is from RefSeq and is a predicted model, not a curated record. Lineage: Eukaryota; Metazoa; Arthropoda; Insecta; Diptera; Drosophilidae.
CUAGUAUUUAAUACCAGAACCACUGAUACCGUCACACAGCAGAGGCAGCUGAUUCACGACCGCUGCACCGCACGGAGCGCUAUACAAUCCGCAGGCCGAUGAGCACCCGGACCGCCUCCGGAGCCGUAACCGCAAAGAGAACCGUAUCCGUAACAGAAAUCGAGUCGAAAUCCGCCCGUUAGCCGCCAGCCAUCAUGCCCCAGUGCAGUGUAUAAGUGAGACGCCGCCCGCCGUCGUCAGGAUUCCCGAUCCCUGAACACCAGCAACAGGUUGUGAAUCAUUCCUCCCCGAGAGUGACCCGGAGGACUAGUAGAAUCCCUACUCCGCCACCCCCCCCAUCCCACCUUACCGAAAAUUUCUGCAGGAUGCAUCAGCGCCGCAACGGACACGGCAACGGAUCCUGUCGGGAUGCCAGCGCGGAAACGUCAUCGACCGAGGAGGACACUGGCAAGAUGAAGCUGGAAAAGAAGCCGCGUCGCGGCUGUUACUUCUCAUUGGCAUUCUCCAUUGGCUCGAUGGGAUUGGCAUGCAGCAGCCUGUGGCAGAUCCCCAACACCACCGAUCGCAUCACUCUGCAGCGCGGCCUCUUCCUCACCUCGCUGGGUUUCAUCUAUUUUGUGUCACUGACGGAUUUCUGCAACAAAUAUCUGCUGGAGACGGAGCGCGGCCAGCGGUUUAGGAGCAAGUACCGCCUGAUGAUGUCCGAUGUCCUGGAGAUUACCAACAAAAUCGUGUCCGCCAUCCAGGCUUCGUUCUCCUUCCUGGUCGGCCUCAUCGUCUGCAAGUCCACCUGCACCAAGUCCUUCGUGUACGCCAGCCACUUCCUAAUGGAGGCCUAUGGAUGGUUCGGCACCGCCUACUUCAUGUACGACAUCUGGUCGAUGUACAAGGUGCACACCCAGAAGAUCGCCGACAAGCUCCAUCUGCUGCGCCUCACCAAGGCCAAGGCGGGCCAGGCGGAGCUGAGCAACGGCCAUGCCAGGACCAGAUCCUCCAACGGCGGCAACAACAACGGCAGCACCCCGGGCACUCCCCACGAGAUAUGCGACUACGACGGCGCCUGUGUCCAGAUCCCGAAAGACGGCCGCUGGGACUUCCUCAAGUACGUCCUGACCCAUCCGGUGAUGAUGAUCCAUCACGUUUUCAUUGGAACCUUCGGCCUCCUGGUGGUGACGUACAUCCGUGGCGGGGGCCACUGCAUCUACAGCUACAUGUUCAUGAUGGAGUUCUCCACGCCGUUCGUCUCGCUCCGCAGCAUCCUGAGCACCAUGCGUCUGAAGGAGUCCCGGAUCUACAUCGCCAACGGCCUCCUCAUGCUGGCCACGUUCUUUGUGUGCCGGGUGUGCAUGUGGCCGUAUGUGAUGUGGCGCUACAGCCUGGCCAUUGAGGCGGCCUCCUUGUGGUCGGCCAUGUGCGGUCUUCCACGCGGCUGUCUCGUCAGCAUCGCCAUUCUGUUCUUGCCGCAGCUCUACUGGUUCCACCUCAUGGUAAUGGGAGCCCUCAAGGUCUUCCUGCCGAAGAAACAACGACCGCCUCCCAAUGGAGCACUUCCCGCCACCGAGACAGACACGCCCACCGCCCUCUUGAAUGGGAAAAUUAGUGCGAACUAAAAAAAAAAACGAAAAAUUGUAUUUAUUUUUGUUUUGAGGCACAGUUCCAGCCAGCCGGCUUCCAUUGCAGAGAGGCAGAAGCUCUUGCUUUUUAGACCUUUACCUUUAUACCUUCUAAUCCCGACGAAUAACAACGAACGCCCUGAUCCUGGGACGACGGAACUUUAGUUUUUAAAAAGACAUUAAGUACUAAAUGAGGAAAAAUCGUUGAUGAAACCAAGAACAAAGCUUAAUUAUAGUUACAACUAAAACCAAACGCAAUCGAAGCGAAUAAACUAGCCCCCCUCCCCAUAACCAUAUUGAAAUAAAUGUUGCAUUCGAUCCUUGCUACUGCUUCUGUUAACAAAAAAAAAAAAAAAUCACAAAAACGAGAUGAGGAAACUAUUAAGAAAAUAUGUUACUGUGUAGAUUGAAGAUGGCAUUUGCAGAGCCUUGAGUACUGUUGAGAUUGUACGGAGGAGUAACUAUUAGAGUGUUAUAGUUGGGGACCGUAACCGUAUACGUUUCUCCAACCAAAAAGGCAGCUCUUCCUAGACAUCCUUGCUUUUUUUUUUUUUUUUAUUAAAAAUAAACCGCACAAAUGAAUUAUUUAACUGCCUAGAGAUUACACAGAUUCAUCAUGAACUUCCUUUAGAGGCUAUCCUCGUUAUAAUGAACGCAUUACGGUCCCCUCCGAUCCUGAUUGAUGAAGGUCCUGGUCCUAUAGGGAAUGUAUGUAAAACACUAGCACAAAAUCAAAUUUUAAUUGAGCUUACAACAUUGUAAUUAUAUAUGUAGUUAACUAUUUAAAUGUAAUAUAUAUAUAUACUAUAUAUAUAUGUGUAUUGGCGAGAUGUUAAAUGAUGGACAUGGAUUGUUGAAAAAAUUGUUGAUUCUAAAAACCGACAGACAGACAGGCAGUAGGCGCAGGCAAGAAGAUUAGUUUAAGGAUGCUUAGUUAUGUGUAUUUACAAACUUAACCCACAACUUAUAUACCAAACUGUUUACACACAGAAUACGAUAUUUAGAAUUAUGCCGGCGCGUAUGUAUUUCGAACUAUAUAGAACGCAUGUAGAUGAGUGUAUUUUUGGAGUGGCGCCACCGCCCCACGGGUUGAAAUAAAGUUGCUACAGUUUCCCCAACGAA